This is a messenger RNA of Schistocerca cancellata (South American locust), 1323 nucleotides long. RefSeq names its product facilitated trehalose transporter Tret1-like. Gene Ontology annotation, cellular component: membrane. NCBI's taxonomy places the organism in Eukaryota, Metazoa, Arthropoda, Insecta, Orthoptera, Acrididae. The record is from RefSeq and is a predicted model, not a curated record. Gene Ontology annotation, molecular function: transmembrane transporter activity. Gene Ontology annotation, biological process: transmembrane transport. The coding region runs from base 1 to 1323 and encodes 440 amino acids. The transcript is spliced from 4 exons.
AUGGUCUCCGGCUGGUUGUCACCCAUCCUGCCACGCCUCCAGGAGCCGGGUUCAUGGCUGCCACUGACAGCAGACGAGGCCUCCUGGAUCGUCUUCUGCACGACUAUCUCGUCCGUGAUACCCAUCAUAGGUGUGCCAAUAAUCGUUGACAUCGUCGGUCGCAAGAUGCUGCUGAUCACAUCUGGGCUUCCGGUGUUUGCUUCCUGGCUUAUGGUGCUGUUUGCCGACUCAGCAGGCGUGCUGAUAGCAUCGCGCCUGGUGGCUGGUCUGGGUACAGGUUCCUGUUUGUCCCUGGUAGCGAUGUACGUAGCGGAGAUUGCCGAAACCAAGAUACGAGGUAUGCUGGGCACCGUCUUCCAGUUCGCAUUGAGCGCGGGUGGGCUCGCCUCCUACUGCAUGGGCCCCUACAUGUCCUACUCGGCCGUGGCCAUCGUGUCGGCUGCAGUACCUGUCAUCUUCAUGCUGGGCUUUCUCUGGAUGCCCGAGUCACCAUACUUCCUGGCGCUGCGUUCCAGGAACGAGGAAGCUGAGAGUGUGUUGAGGCGGUUACGAGGUGCCGUGUCUGAGGAAGCCAUCCAGGAGGAGCUCGACAUUGUGCAGAAGUACGUCAAGGAGCAGCGAGAGUCCAGGCGGUCGCAACUGGAGCUGCUGCGCCAGCUGGUGCUUCGGCGUGGCAGCCGGCGUGCGCUGGUGGUGUGCGUGGUGCUGAUCGUGACGCAGGUGUUCGCGGGGCUGUCUGUGCUCUUGGCCUACGCCACAGACAUCUUCCGGCAGUCGGGCGUGACGCUUGAUGCAGACCUGUGUGCUAUAAUCGUGGCAGCAGUGCAGACGAUGACCAGCGUUGCCACGUCGCUGCUGGUAGACCGCGCCGGCCGCCGGCCGCUGAUGCUGCUCUCACUCGCCGGCUGCAGCGCCACCAUGGCCGUGCUCGGCACCUGUUUCUACCUGAAGGACGUGGUGCGCACAGACCUCACCGCUGUGCAGUGGCUGCCCCUCGCCGCCACAGUCGCAUUUCUCGUGUUCAACAUCCUAGGGGUGGGCCCACUGCCGUGGGCCAUCGUGGGCGAGGUCUUCCAGUCAGAUGUGAAGGGUAUGGCCAUAGCAAUCGUGUCGGUGUUGCAAUCCGUCCUUUUCGCAGUGCUCAGCAAGCUCUUCCAGGUGAUCAGCGAUGCCACGGGCAUGUACACCGCCUUCUUCCUCUUUAUGGCCAGCGCAUUCGCCGGCCUCGUCUUCACCUUCUUCUUCCUGCCUGAGACCAGGGGCCGCACCUUCAUCGAAAUCACACGGCACUUCGAGGGCGAAGAAGGCGAAGAGACAAAGUAG